AAUCGGACUCAGAAAAUGCUAUAUUCCUAUUUGCAGGCUCUUAUGUAUCCUCUCCUUGUAGCAUGUAAAUCAAUAAGUAAUUUGCGCAAAGCUGCAGCUCAAGAAGUAGUUGACAGAGUUCGGCAACAUAGUGGUGUGCUUGUUCAUCAGGCACAACUUGUAUCUCAGGAACUAAUCAGGGUUGCCAUACUUUGGCAUGAGACGUGGCAUGAAGCACUUGAAGAAGCUAGUCGACUGUAUUUUGGUGAACAUAACAUUGAAGGGAUGCUAAAGGUUUUGGAGCCAUUACAUGAAAUGCUCGAGGAAGGGGCUAUGAGAACUAGUACCACCAUAAAAGAGAGAGCAUUUAUUGAGGCAUACCGCCGUGAAUUACUUGAAGCCUAUGAGUGUUGCAUGAAAUAUAAGAGAACUGGGAAGGAUGCUGAGCUUAUUCAGGCAUGGGAUCUUUAUUAUCAUGUAUUUAGACGGAUAGAUAAGCAGCUCCAAAGUCUCACUACCCUCGACCUGCAAUCUGUUUCUCCAGAAUUGUUAGAAUGUCGCGACUUAGAGCUCGCUGUUCCCGGGACAUAUCGUGCUGACUCUCCAGUUGUGACGAUUAAGUCAUUUGCACCUCAGCUUGUGGUUAUAACAUCUAAACAGCGACCCAGGAAAUUGACAAUUCAUGGAAGUGAUGGUGAUGAGUAUGCCUUUCUGUUGAAGGGACAUGAAGAUUUGCGCCAAGAUGAACGAGUCAUGCAG
Messenger RNA from Morus notabilis, 738 nucleotides. Its product is annotated as serine/threonine-protein kinase TOR. The record is from RefSeq and is a predicted model, not a curated record. The transcript is spliced from 6 exons. Lineage: Eukaryota; Viridiplantae; Streptophyta; Magnoliopsida; Rosales; Moraceae. Gene Ontology annotation, molecular function: protein serine/threonine kinase activity; protein-containing complex binding. Gene Ontology annotation, biological process: negative regulation of macroautophagy; TOR signaling. Gene Ontology annotation, cellular component: TORC1 complex; TORC2 complex; nucleus. The annotation marks the transcript as partial.